GUAUGCUUUACGACCCAACAUUCUAUCAUCUCACCACUGAAGUAACAUACACCUUCAAAAUGUCUGAAGAAAUGAACCCGCGGACACCGCAGGACUCAAAACGCGACGGUUCAAAACAGCACAUAAUGGUGUUUCCAUAUCCAGCACAAGGCCACUUGCUUCCUCUUCUCGACUUAACCCAUCAACUCUGUCUGCAUGGCGACAUCACUGUCUCAAUCAUCGUAACACCUAAAAACCUUCCUUACCUCUCUCCUCUUCUCACCGCUCAUCCAUCGGCUGUCUCCGCCGUCAGUUUUCCUUUCCCUCAGAAUCCUUCUCUCCCUCCUGGCGUUGAAAACGUCAAAGACACCGGUGCUUCUGGAAACCCUCUGAUUAUGGCUUCUCUUCGUCAGCUUCGAGAGCCUAUCAUCAACUGGCUAAGUUCUCAUUCUAAUCCUCCGGUGGCUAUCAUCUCUGACUUCUUUCUUGGAUGGACCAACAAUCUUGGUAUCCCUCGCUUUGCUUUCUUUAGCUCCGGAGCUUUCUUAGCUUCGAUUCUCCAUUUUUUCUCUGACAAGAUUCAUCUAUUGGAGUCAAAUGAGCCGGUCUGUUUCUCGGAUCUUCCUCGUUCCCCUGUUUUCAAGACAGAGCAUCUCCCGGCUUUGGUCCCAGAGUCUUCGUUAUCACAAGAUCUCGAGAGUUUUAGGGACACGACGAUGAAUUUCUCGAGCUACGGUUGUGUUUUCAAUUCUUGUGAGUGUCUGGAAGAGGAGUAUAUGGAGUAUGUGAAGCUGAAAACGGGUCAUAACCGGGUUUUCGGUGUUGGUCCGCUUCCUUCAAUCGAGUUGGGUAAGGGAAACUCCUAUUCCAGUGUAGACGUGGAGGCCUUGAUGAGUUGGCUCGAUGGAUGUCCGAAUGGAUCUGUGCUCUAUAUCUGCGUUGGAAGCCAAAAAGUGUUGAGUAAAGACCAGUGUGAUGCCUUGGCUCUUGCACUUGAAAAGACCAUGACCAAGUUUGUUUGGGUGGCUAAGAAAGACCCGAUACCGGAUGGGUUUGAGGAUCGGGUCGCGGGUCAAGGAAUGGUUGUUAGAGGGUGGGCUCCUCAGGUGGCUGUGUUGAGUCACGUGGCGGUUGGUGGGUUUUUAAGCCAUUGUGGAUGGAACUCAGUUGUGGAAGCGGUGGCUAGCGGAACCAUGAUCUUGGCUUGGCCCCUGGAGGCAGAUCAGUUUGUGGAUGCAAGGUUGCUGGUGGAGCAUAUGGGUGUGGGCGUUAGGGUCUGUGAAGGGGGAGAGACUGUGCCGAACCCGCAUGAGCUAGGUAGGGUUCUAGCUGAAACAAUGGGCGAGCGCGGACGUGAUGUGCGUGGUCGGGCUAAGGAGAUGGGACAGAAGGCAAAAGCUGCUACUGAAGCAGGAGGAAGCUCUAAUGCAGAUUUGGAGAGACUUGUAAAAGAAUUGGCCUCUCUAUAAACCAAAUGAUGUACAAGCCUUUCAAGAGGUUUAUCUAAAUAAAAAUGUAUGUGUCCUUGUUUACAAGGUAUUGACUAUGAUUGUGCA
Molecule: messenger RNA, 1535 nt
Organism: Raphanus sativus (radish)
Lineage: Eukaryota; Viridiplantae; Streptophyta; Magnoliopsida; Brassicales; Brassicaceae
Product: UDP-glycosyltransferase 89A2
Exons: 1
Coding region: 3-1448 (481 amino acids)
Molecular function (GO): UDP-glycosyltransferase activity
Source: RefSeq, a predicted model, not a curated record